This is a messenger RNA of Linum tenue, 1619 nucleotides long. The record is from the annotation of a GenBank genome assembly. NCBI's taxonomy places the organism in Eukaryota, Viridiplantae, Streptophyta, Magnoliopsida, Malpighiales, Linaceae.
AGGCAGACCACACUCGCGCUGACGUACUCCAAUGCCCCCAAAGCACAGCAUAGCAAAUCAACUGCGACCUCACGGCUAAAGAGUUGCCUUUUUCGGGGGAUUCGGCGUUCCCUUUACCCAUCAUCAAAUCCGAUCGAAACGCGGAAACUACCCCGCCGGGAAAGAUGGUGGCGUACCUCAACAUCCUCCUCUACGGCGUCGGCGGCAUAGUCUUCACCGGGAUGGCCUUGCUGGUUGCCUUUCAAGAGCGGCUCGUCUACGUCCCCGUCGUCCCUGGUCUCACCAAGUCCUACCCGAUUACUCCCGCCCGCCUCCGUCUCACUUACGAGGACGUCUGGCUCCGAUCCUCCGAUGGCGUCCGCCUCCAUGCCUGGUUCAUCAAGCUCUUCCCUGACUGCAGAGGUCCAACCAUCCUUUUCUUCCAGGAGAAUGCAGGAAGUAUCCUUAGGCUUGCAGAUAUUGCUCAUCGUCUUGAAAUGGUCCGCAUAAUGCUACAGAAGCUGCAGUGCAAUGUGUUCAUGCUUUCUUACCGUGGCUAUGGAGCGAGUGAUGGAUCUCCUUCCCAGCAUGGAAUUACAAAGGAUGCUCAGGCUGCAUUGGAUCAUCUCUGUCAGCGAAAUGAUAUUGAUACCUCAAGAAUAGUCGUGUUUGGCAGGUCACUGGGUGGUGCUGUUGGAGCCUUACUUACGAGAAACAACCCUGACAAGGUUGCUGGUAUUAUACUGGAAAAUACUUUUACGUCUAUUCUGGAUAUGGCAGGAGUUCUCCUCCCCUUUCUGAAGUGGGUGAUUGGAGGAUCUGGUGCAAAAGGUGUUAAAAUUUUAAACUUUGUCGUACGCUCUCCAUGGAACACAAUCGAUGUGAUUGGCGAGGUUCAGCGACCAAUCCUUCUCCUGUCGGGUUUGCAAGAUGAGAUGGUUCCGCCGUCCCACAUGCAGAUGCUUUAUGCCAAAGCAGCUGCUCACAACAAGGAAUGCAUUUUUGUGGAUUUUCCUUCCGGCAUGCACAUGGAUACCUGGCUGGCUGGUGGGGAUCAUUACUGGGCUACUAUUCAGCAGUUCCUUGAAAAAUAUGCUCCGAGGAAUGAUGAACCUGAUUCUUCAAGCGUUACCAGCCAUGAUUCUGAAGGGCGAUGACGUGUUUCGAUGUUGAAUUUUUGAGAACUCAUCGGAGGACCUGAAAAGUGUGUGUAUGUUUUUCUGUUUGAAGUUGCAGCAACUAAAAGCUCAAUGUGAUGGAGGUGUUUGAGGGUUUGCUGCUGCUGCUUAUUGGGACCAAAAAAGGGUAAAAGAAACGAGUGAAACAAUACUGGUCUUCUUUACUGUGGCGGGUUGCCAUACCUUAGAAAACAGGAGGCAGUAGUCGAAAGCUCAAUUCAGUAGCGAGCUCCCUUUGGUAUAAUGUAGUACCUUUGACUUUUUGACUCGUCACUAUCUAAUACUAUAUAGGUGGUUCAGUUUCUGACUUCUUAUUGUUUGUAUGCAAAUAAUUCUAUCUUCAUUAUUUUCCGAAGAAAGUGAAAAGAGGAGAAAAUGGUUCUCUUGCUGAUCUUGGAUUGUUCCUGAUGAUAUUUUGACGACCAUUCUUAUGAAUGCAUAUUGUAAUAAAAAUACAGACAA